Molecule: messenger RNA, 267 nt
Organism: Strongylus vulgaris
Lineage: Eukaryota; Metazoa; Nematoda; Chromadorea; Rhabditida; Strongylidae
Source: the annotation of a GenBank genome assembly
AUGGUGUGUAGAGGCAGGAUCGAAUCUGAGCCAUUAGCAUUGGCGAUAGCAGAAGAAUGGGCUUCACAAGAACAAAACCUGCACAUGGCGCAUAUGAGACUGACGGGAUUGGCCUUUACAGCGCAAGAUAAUCCACUACAUCUGACGAGGCUUCCAAAUUUUCAUAUCUUGCUGAACUUAAGCAAAAUCGGCCACUAUGAAGAGGCUGUAGAACUAUGUAUUGACAAAUUGGGAAAGUGCAAGGAAAACCAGCAUAACAAACUUUGA